Scutellospora calospora is the source of this 891-nucleotide messenger RNA. The record is from the annotation of a GenBank genome assembly. NCBI's taxonomy places the organism in Eukaryota, Fungi, Glomeromycota, Glomeromycetes, Diversisporales, Gigasporaceae.
AUGGAGGAAGUUAUAUUUGUUCAUCCAGAAACAUCUUAUAAAAUUUUUGACCUUAAACAAGAGCUUAUGCCUAAAUUGGAGCAUUUAAUAUUAUCUAGCAAAUCACAACUUACAGUUGAGCUUAGCCUCCUUGAAAAAAUGCUCGAGUAUUUGAAGCUUUCAGAAUCCCAACAAACAAGCUCCGAACGGUUAUUUAUGAGAAUAAGUAAUCGCAAAACAGUUAAGCCCAAUAAAAAACGCUCAAAUUCUUUGGCUAAGCCGAAGCCAGGACGACAAAAUAGUCAAAACCAAAAGCAAAUUGAUCACCAUUCAACAGCGCAUGGUGCUUUAGGUCCUUGCACAGUAGAUCAAUCUAUUAAUGUUGGUGCCUCACAAAAUCAAGAUCGAGUUGAUAAUAGGUUUAAAAAUGCAUUAGCCACAUACGAUAACAACGAUAACAACUUCGUUAAUAUAUGCACUGCGCCAUUUCAAAUAAAUAACGAGGAAAUCAUUUCGUCAUCUGAUUCUUACGUUUUGUCACCUGAUUUCAACGUUUCGUCACCUGAUUUUAACGUUUCGUCACCUGAUUCUAACGGUUUGGCACCUGAUUCUAACGUUUUGUCACCUGAUUUUAACGCUGAUUCUAACGUUAUGUCACCUAUGCCUUACGAUAUGUCACCUAUGUCUUACGAUAUGUCACCUAUGUCUUACGUUAUUGAUUUUGCUGGGAACAACAACUUUGACACUCAAAUAUAUAAUGACUACUAUUACUAUUAUUUUCAUCCUAAUAUGUCAUUCAUGUUCGAUGACCAAUUUCAAUGGUACAAUGCUAUAAUAGUUGCAAUAAUAUUUAAUCGAUUAUGUAAUGUGCCUAUGGCUAUAGAAAGCGAAAAUUGGAGAUAUACCUUUUAA